Messenger RNA from Paramecium tetraurelia, 243 nucleotides. RefSeq lists its product as uncharacterized. Lineage: Eukaryota; Ciliophora; Oligohymenophorea; Peniculida; Parameciidae. The transcript has a single exon. The record is from RefSeq and is a predicted model, not a curated record.
AUGGGUAAUAAUUAUAAAUAAAUCAUUUCUCUAACUGAAUUGGCAUGUUUAAAAUUCACAAAAGUUCGUUUAUAGAUUCCCAAUUAAUAUACAUUAACAAAUUAAUAUGUUGUGUAAUAUUUUUAAAAUUUUUGCGAUUAAUAUAAAGAUCAUAUGAAACCACUUAUACCUUCAAUUGGAACCCAGAAUAUUCCAACAGAUAAAAUUGAUUCCUAUAUCUCAUAUAUGGUAUUGACAGCCUGA